This is a messenger RNA of Rosa rugosa (rugosa rose), 1629 nucleotides long. RefSeq lists its product as uncharacterized. The record is from RefSeq and is a predicted model, not a curated record. The transcript is spliced from 5 exons. Bases 40 to 1425 code for a protein of 461 amino acids. Lineage: Eukaryota; Viridiplantae; Streptophyta; Magnoliopsida; Rosales; Rosaceae.
GACGUGGAUUUCCAGUUGGAUGAUGAUGCCCUACCAUCGAUGCAUGAAAGCGUCCAAUUUGAUGAUAGUGAAACCCAAGACGUUGGCCGUCUGUUUGUGCAUGAGCCAACAGUUCAUACUGAAAACAGAAAUAAUGCAGCUAAUGAGGGUAACAAAAAAAAAGGGAGAGGGAAAACUGUAAUUAAAUGGGGUCAGCGUGGAGUGCGAGAAAGAGUUAAGUGGGGAAAACAAGGAGUACCGGUGUCUCCAAGGGAAAAAUGUGCACAGUAUUCCCUUUUCAUUGGUAGUCUGGCGGCUGACCCUGGAUUGUAUCCUAUUGAUGUCAAGGAUUGGCGGCAUUUUGACAAGGACGACAAUCAUCAAAGGGCAUGGACACGUAUUGAGGGGACAAUUGAUUGGUCGGAUGAAGCAGCCGCUGCAAAAAAAUCUGAAAUCAAGAAGUAUGCCUUCGAAAAACUUGCAGAUCGCUGGAAGCAUCACAAGUCAGAGUUGAAGAAAUUGUAUUGGUUGCCCAAUCAAGGGACUGAAGAACGUUUUUGCAGCCCUGAUAAUGCCAUUGACAGAGAUCAAUGGUUAAAAUUUGUUACUCAUUUAGAUGAUGAGGAUACUAAGACCAAGGCUGCUAUAAAUGUAAGUAAUCGAUCGCAGCGGGUAAUGCAUCACAGUAUAGGAACAAGGACUUUUCCAGCGGUUGUUUAUGAAUGGCAAGUUCAGAAUGGGGUUGAGGAAGAACCUGAUAGGUUGGAAAUCUUCAAGUUGACACAUCGUAAGAAAGGAAAACAAAAUGAGUAUGUUGAUGCUGCAUCUACCAAAGCAGUGCAAGAUUUGGAGAAGGCUGAAGAGGAGAGAAAAAAGUUAAAUGUUGACAUUACUCCACAAGUUAGAGAAGACAUCUAUGCACAGGUUCUUGGGCCAGAGAAGCGUAACCGAGUGAGAGGACUUGGAGCGGGAGUACGUUGGCGUGAUGUUCCGUACCUUCAUACCGAAAAAAGAAGUAUAUCAGCUACUAUGGAAGCAAUGAAAGCAACAAUUGAGGAACAACGCUUGGAGACUGCAAGAUUGAGGAGUGAGGCUGAAAAAGAAAGACAAGAAGCUGCCCAAAGGGAGGAAAGGAAUAGGAUUGAAUCAGCUGAGAUGAACAAACGUUUCGCCACACAAAUGGAGGAGUUUAAGAAGCAGCAAGAGGCAGCAAUGGAAGAGAAUGCAAGGAAGGUGAAUGAACUCGCAAGACUUCAAGGUAUUAGAUGGAUGAAAGAAGCUGGUUUUUCAGGGAUUGAAACGGCACCACAAUUAGAUAGAGACCCAAUGACACAGCUUGCAGCAGUCCAACCACAAUGCAAUAGACCUGCGAUUCCAACCCCACCUAUCGAGGAUGUGUAUAGACCCGAAAUGCCUCAAACUGUGCAAGAAUCGCAGCUGAAUUGAAAGGGUUAGUUUCACCAACCAUUAUCUAGUUUGAUGGUUAUGUUUUUGCCUACUUUGAGUUAGUUCUCAAAGUAUUUUGAUGAAAAUUAUUCUUGGACAAGGAUUAUGUUGUUAAAGGGGGAAAAUCUUAGUGAUAUUCCACCUCAAACAACAAUGUAUUCUACAAAACUCCCUUGUUUUUGUAAUCCAAGAAUAAAUGAAAUG